Molecule: messenger RNA, 2019 nt
Organism: Budorcas taxicolor (takin)
Lineage: Eukaryota; Metazoa; Chordata; Mammalia; Artiodactyla; Bovidae
Product: vomeronasal type-2 receptor 1-like
Exons: 7
Biological process (GO): G protein-coupled receptor signaling pathway
Cellular component (GO): membrane
Molecular function (GO): G protein-coupled receptor activity; olfactory receptor activity
Source: RefSeq, a predicted model, not a curated record
AUGGUUAGUGGAAAGAAAUGUCUGGUUCUAGGAUUGCUUGCUUUUUUAUGGGCUAAAUUGGGCAUCGAAGGCAAAGAAGAGGAGGAAGAACAGACCUGUCGCCUGCUGGGCAAGUUUGAUUUGCAUGGAUAUGUAGAUGCCAAAAACCAUUCACUUGUUAUCGGAGGACUGUUUCCUAUUCGCUCCAGGACCAUCCCAGCAAAUAAGUCUAUUUUGGAGCCAGUAUCUGCAAAAUGUGAAGGGUUCAGCUUCCAGGGAUUCCACUGGAUGAAAACCAUGAUCCACACCAUCAAGGAGAUUAAUGAGAGGAAAGAUAUUUUGCCCAACAUCACUUUGGGCUAUCAGACCUUUGAUACCUGUUACACUGUCUCCAAAUCCGUGGAAGCAGCACUGGUAUUCCUUACAGGGCAGGAAGAAAACAAACCCAAGUUUAGAGGCAGCACUGGGGCAAUGCUGGCAGGAACUGGUGGAGCAGGAGGAUCAUCCUUGUCGGUUGCUGCUUCAAGAGUUCUAGGGUUGUAUUACUUUCCUCAGGUGGGCUAUGCCUCUACCAGCUCACUUCUUAGUGACAAAUACCAGUUUCCAUCUUAUCUUCACACAGUGGCCAGUGAUAAGAUCCAGUCGGAGGCCAUGGUACAACUUAUCUAACAUUUUGGUUGGGUCUGGAUAGGCACCAUAGCAGCUGAUGAUGAUUAUGGAAAAUAUGGAAUAAAAAUUUUUAAGGAACAAAUGGAGAGUGUCAACCUCUGUGUUGCAUUUUCUGAAACCAUUCCCAAAGUCCAUUCUUUCUUUUGGCAAUUAGAUGAUAAUGGAGAGGUCGCCUUUGUAAAGGUUGGAGAAUAUAUAUUCAAAGACUCUAAAUUUGAACUUGUGAUGAUUAAGAAUGCAACAAUAUUUUGGAACACUGAAUCAUCAGAGCUUCCCCAUUCAGUGUGUACUGAUGUGUGUCACCCUAGGACCCAGAAGGGUAUUCAUCACAGGGAACCAAUAUGCUGCUUUGACUGCAACCCGUAUGCUGAUGGAUAUGUGUCACGGGAACCAGGUCAAAGGGAAUGUGAUCAAUGUGGUGAAGACUACUGGUCCAAUGCACAAAAGAGUGAGUGUGUGCUGAAAGAAGUGGAAUUCCUUGCUUAUGAUGAGGCCCUUGGAUUCAUGCUUGUCAUUCUCUCUGUCUUUGGGGCACUUGUGGUCUUGGCAGUCACAACUGCGUAUGUGAUACAUAGAUAUACUCUGCUGGUGAUGGCUAAUGGCCAGGAGUUGAGCUUUCUUAUUCGGGUUUCUCUUGUCAUCACACUGCUGUCUUCCAUGCUCUUCACUGGCAAUCCCUACGACUGGUCUCGCAUGGCCCGUCAGAUCAGUCUGGUGCUGGGGUUUUCUCUCUGCCUGUCUUGCAUUCUUGGUAAGACUAUUUCACUGUUUUCAGCCUACAGAAUUUCCAAAUCCAAAACUCCACUUAUAUCAAUCCACCCUCUUUAUUGGAAAGUCAUUGUGCUAACCUCUGUUCUAGUUGGAAUUGCCUACUUAGUAUUGAACCCCCCAAGGGUGUACAAGAACAUGGAACCUCAAAAUAUAAAGAUUAUUCUGGAAUGUAAUGAAGGUUCUAUAGAAUUUUUGUGCUCUAUAUUUGGGAUGGAUGUCUUCUUGGCCUUACUGCGCUUUCUCACAACCUUUGUGGCACGCCCGUUGCCACAGGAUAAUUACUAUGAAGGAAAAUGCAUCACCUUUGGAAUGCUGGUUGUUUUUGUCAUCUGGAUCUCUUUUGUCCCUGCUUACUUGAGCACCAAAAGCAAGUUUAAAGUAGCUGUGGAAAUAUUUGCAAUCUUGGCAUCCAGCUAUGGUUUACUGGGUUGUACACUUGCUUCCAAGUGCUUCAUUAUUUUGCUGAGGCCAAAGAGGAACAUGGAUGUAAUUGUUGGUGGAAGUGUCCCUGCUCUCCAUAAGAGCAUCCAGCUGACUUCAGCCUCCUCUGUGAGAAGCGAAGUCGACAAUAUCGCGGUGUCAACUAUCCUGGAUGACUAG